Molecule: messenger RNA, 1112 nt
Organism: Odontomachus brunneus
Lineage: Eukaryota; Metazoa; Arthropoda; Insecta; Hymenoptera; Formicidae
Product: ubiquitin thioesterase otubain-like
Exons: 5
Coding region: 173-970 (265 amino acids)
Biological process (GO): protein K48-linked deubiquitination
Cellular component (GO): nucleus
Molecular function (GO): ubiquitin binding; cysteine-type deubiquitinase activity
Source: RefSeq, a predicted model, not a curated record
GAUGACAUUUUCGAACGUACCUCUAUGUGUAGGAGUUAUAUGAUACUUCGAUACAAACUUAAAAGCGUGAGAUAUAGCGGCAAACACCUUCUCAACAACACAUGGGAACAUCAAGCUUUUGUUUACGACUGAUAAUUUGACAGUUGUGAAAUUCAUCGAAAUUUUGUAAAAUAUGGAAGACAAGUCGCAAAAGGAACAAUCCAUAGAAAACCCAGAUAUCAAUCAAGAUGAGUUGAUACUUCAACAACAAAGACGAAUCGAGAAGGAGAUCUCAGAAUCCAUAGCUUUAGUUGGCGAAAAGGAGCCAUUAAAAAGCUUAGAACAAGAAUAUAAAGAAGACGAAGUGUAUCUUUCAAAGGCAAAAGCCUUGGCUAAAAAAUAUUCCUACAUUAGGAGAACAAGACCUGACGGCAACUGUUUUUUUAGAGCAUUUAGUUAUGCUUAUUUGGAGAAAUUAAUUGGAAAUAAGGAAGAAUAUGAUAAGUUUCGUGAUUUAGCUUUAAAAAGCAAGGAUAGCCUUGUAGCUCUAGGUUUUCCUCAUUUUACAGUUGAAGAUUUUCAUGACACAUUUAUGGAAGUAAUUGACAAAGUAGGGAGUAGUGAUACAGAAUCCAGUCAUAUGGAGUUACACAAAUUAUUCAAUGAGCAAGGUUAUUCAGAUUAUGUUGUUGUAUAUCUUAGAUUAAUUACAUCUGGUCAGUUACAACGAGAUGCAGACUUCUAUCAACAUUUUAUUGAAGGGGAACGCACUAUUACUGAAUUCUGCCAUCAGGAAGUCGAACCAAUGUAUAAAGAAUCUGACCAUAUUCAUAUUAUAGCAAUGAGCAGUGCAUUAGGAACUGGUGUUAGAGUUCGAUACAUGGAUAGAGGUGCAGGAACUGAAGUAACAGCUCAUGACUUUCCUGAAGGUGCCAUACCAGCUGUGCACUUAUUAUAUCGUCCUGGUCAUUAUGAUAUUCUUUAUCCUUGAUAAAUUCAACAUUACACAACUUUUUCUCAUAUUAUUUUCUACAAAAUAAACUUCUUACUAGACUACUCUGAUCUAAUAUAAAAACAGUUUGUAGUAACUAAAAUUAGUUUUAUUUUAUUCUCAGGAAUAUUUGCAUUUGUUA